This is a messenger RNA of Lactuca virosa, 457 nucleotides long. The record is from the annotation of a GenBank genome assembly. NCBI's taxonomy places the organism in Eukaryota, Viridiplantae, Streptophyta, Magnoliopsida, Asterales, Asteraceae.
AUGAGGGCUUUUAGACCAAGUAAUGCUACUGAAAAUAGUCAUGAAGCAAAGUCAAAUAUUCAUGAGCUAGAUGAAUGUAAACCGGAAAGUGAAGGAGAAGGGAAUGGAAUUGAGGAUUCUGUGUAUUUAUUACCACCAUCUGAGCAUUUUUUACGGACCGUUAAGCCCUUGGCGAAAUGUGUAGCUUCUUCUUCAUGUGGUGGUGAAAAAAAAGAUUUCCGUGUUUUUUACGGGAAUGAUGCGUUUUAUACACUUUUUAGACUUCACCAAGACUAGCAGAUUAAUCAACAUGAUUGCAGAUUGGUGUAGUUCAUAUAUUGGACAUGUUAUAAAUGUACAAAACUAUAUGAUUGCAGAUUGUUGUAAUUUAUAUAUUGUAAAAUCAAGUAUGAACUAUUAGAUGAAAUUCCAAAUGUAUACUCAACUUCGGCCGUAUUGUAUGACUAUGCACCUAGCU